Molecule: messenger RNA, 406 nt
Organism: Ruditapes philippinarum (Manila clam)
Lineage: Eukaryota; Metazoa; Mollusca; Bivalvia; Venerida; Veneridae
Exons: 3
Coding region: 44-406 (120 amino acids)
Source: RefSeq, a predicted model, not a curated record
UUCUACUGUGGCGUGUUUACAUUUAGAAGAUACUUAUAUUUCAAUGUUUAUGGAAUGUGAUAUAAACGAUAUUUUAAGCCGGAAUGACUUCUACAUCUUGAAGUUGAUUGCAUGCUGUUUAGAUAGCUGUUUCCAACAACCUCCUUAUAUCAACGUAUACAAAAAGAUUCAAGGAAUUAUCAUUCAUGAGGACAAGCCUCUACUUAGUGAAAUAGAUGAUGUGAUACACAUUUUAUUAGAAAAGAUAGUGGUUGGCAGCGUGGGUUGUAGCUUGCAUUUUCCAAUAUCGUCCAAGGACAGACUCAAUCAACCGAUCCUGCAACAUUUAGAUUUUGCCGUUCUGGACGUUCUUAAGAAUGCUGCUACAAGUGUUACAAAUAUUGGUGUGGUUUGCAUAUAUCGAUGA